Messenger RNA from Sarcophilus harrisii (Tasmanian devil), 9371 nucleotides. It is a transcript of the gene ST6GALNAC3, whose product is annotated as ST6 N-acetylgalactosaminide alpha-2,6-sialyltransferase 3. The record is from RefSeq and is a predicted model, not a curated record. Bases 1 to 927 code for a protein of 308 amino acids. Gene Ontology annotation, biological process: oligosaccharide metabolic process; ganglioside biosynthetic process. Gene Ontology annotation, molecular function: alpha-N-acetylgalactosaminide alpha-2,6-sialyltransferase activity. Lineage: Eukaryota; Metazoa; Chordata; Mammalia; Dasyuromorphia; Dasyuridae. The transcript has 5 exons.
AUGUCCUUCACUCACAAAACCCUGAGUGGGAGGAAGCCCGUGAUUGCCCUGGGCCUGCUGGCCGCCUUCCUCUUCCUGCUGGCCGCGCGCCUCUUCCCUGACGUGGACCUCCCGCAGGUGCUCAGCUGCCUGGGACAGUCCGGGGCCCGCUGGCUCCCCUUCUCUGCCCACCGGCGGCCCCUCCGCACCCACUACGGCUACGUCCACGUGAAGACGCAGGAGCCUCUGCAGCUCGACUGCGAUCUCUGCGCCAUCGUGUCCAGCUCCGGUCAGAUGGUGGGCCAGAAGGUGGGCGCCGAAAUAGACGGGUCUUCCUGCGUCUGGAGGAUGAACAACGCGCCCACCCGGGGCUACGAGGAGGACGUGGGGCGGAAGACCUCGGUCCGGGUGGUGUCCCACACCAGCGUCCCGCUCCUGCUCAAGAAUCCCGACUACUUCUUCAAGGAAACCAACUCCACCGUCUACGUGAUCUGGGGGCCCUUCCGCAACAUGAGGAGAGACGGCAACGGCAUCGUGUACAACAUGCUGAGGAAGGCUGUCGACGUCUACCCGGGGGCCCGCAUUUACGUGACCACGGAGAAGCGUAUGGCCCACUGUGACGGGGUUUUUAAGAAGGAGACGGGGAAAGACCGAGUCCAGUCAGGUACUUAUCUCAGCACUGGGUGGUUUACCUUAAUCCUGGCAAUGGAUGCCUGUUAUGGCAUCCAUGUCUACGGCAUGAUUAAUGACACCUACUGCAAGUCAGAAGGUUUUAGAAAAGUCCCCUACCAUUACUACGAGCCAGGAAGAGAUGAAUGCGAUGAAUACAUUCUCCACGAAAAUGCUCCAUAUGGAGGUCAUAGGUUUAUGACGGAAAAGAAGGUGUUUGCCAAGUGGGCCAAGAAACACAAGAUCAUAUUUACACACCCAAACUGGACAGUGUCUUGAUGCUGGCUUGCCCCACCUCACCACGAGAAUGGCAAUGCCUGAGCUCUGAUGACGAUGAUGAUGAUGACGACAUAAUUGAUUUGUUCUCGUACUUAAAUGGGCCCUUCUCAGUGAUUGAUGAAUCUGAGAAUCCAUUUGGGGUUGGCCACAGGAAUGGGGGCAGUGUUUUGUUUCUUCUCUUAGGGUUCUACAUGCCAUAUUGCACUUUUACAAUUUAAUUGGAAUUGAAUCCAAAGUUGAUGGAACUCAGCAGUGACCUAAGUGAUGGGAAGGGUAUCCUCAAGUUAAGAUCACCAGACUCUGGAGGUAACUUCUGAGGUAGCCAUCCCUCAGAGAGAAAAAAGUCAAUGCUCUUGAUGCUCUUUGCAACUGGCUCUUCCUCCCAUCUUGAAGGUGAGUUAUUCAGAAGACCGGGGCAAGGCAAGGUGCCAGGCUCCAAGAGCCUAACCACGCUAGCUGAUAACCUGAUACAAGUGCACGAGAGGCAACAGGGCCUCUCUCAGACAUGAUGCUUUUCCAGGGUAAAAUCUGUAUAUCACAUCCCCUCACAGAGCAAAACUGCAGGGAAGAAAAAGGAGCCCCAAGAAAGUCCAGGAAGCCAGAAAUGCUCGUCCGCCUCUAAGACAUUCCCCCCCAAAAUUGCUGAGUCUAAAACCCCAUUCACUCGAACUGCAGCUGCUCCGUUCUUGCUAGCCAAACCACAGAACUCAACACCCUGGUUUAGAAUGAGCUAAAUGAAUCCUCAAUUCCGUUUCAUUGAGGAGCAAACAUCUAGAGAGGAUGUUUUAACACCAGGAACGUUAACUGCAACAUUGUAGUAACAAAUACUGUGAAAACUUGCGAGACAUGCUUUAACAUCACCCAAGUGGUUGACUAACCCUGCUUAAACAUGCAAUGAGAAAAACUCACAUUUUCUAUGCUUUUUAAACUCAUGGAACAAAGAAACAAAACAUAUUUUUACAUAGAUUUGUAGCUAUCAUACUUCAUAAUGUAUAUUCGUGUAUUCCAGUUUAUAGUAGAUCUACCCAAGAUUUUUUCUCCCUCCCCUCCUCUCCCUCCUGUCCCCCUCCGCUUCCUGACUCUUCACCUUCCCUCUGUAUUUUGGUUUCUGCACACACACACACACACACACACACACACGUGUGUGUGCAUGUAGGCGUAAGCAUCUUCAGUGGCAAGCACGGCCAUCAUCAUUUCCUUGGACCAAAUAUCCCCAUCCCCAUCACCUGGCCUUUGCUCUCUCGGGGCUGAUGCAGCCCUCUCAGCUCCCUCGCCCAUGGACUUCACAAGGACUCUGCGCUGUAGGUCUGUUACGAAGGAAUCUCGUGACCAGAUGGCAUCUCUUCUUGCUCAGUAUUUUUGUAACACAUUUCGGCUUAUUUUCUUUGUUGGAACAGAAAUUGAUGAAUCUCACUGCUGUGCGGGGUCCUUUCAGCAGAAUCUAAAACUGGAUGGGACUUCAGACAUGCUCUAGUCCAGGCCCCUCAUUUUAUAUGUAAGGCAAUUGAGACCCAGAGAAGAAGCUGAGUGGCCUGUCCAGGGUCAUUCAAAUAUUAAAUAACAAGCCAGGAUUUGAACAUGGUUUUUCUUACUCCAAAUUUAACACUCUCAUGAUCCCAUAUUAUCGCAGACAUGGAGCUAUGUUAAGUAUAUUCUCUCUCUAUAGUAGGCUACUUAUUUCUGGGGCACCUGAUGAGUGACUGAAAGGAAGAGAAGACAGAAUCAGGGCUGUGACGUGUGAUUCAGUGGCACUUUGGAGACCCGACUGUCUCUGUGUAAAUAUUGGAGAUAUAUGGGAUUCCGUAAUCAUAUGGUAUUCCCACCGUGGGAGCUCUUUACUCCAAAGAUUAAACAAAAUCCAUUCAGUAAGUAGCCAGCUCCCAGCAAGUUGUCUGUGACAACAAUGGAUGUUGAGUCUUGCUCAAAGUCACAUGGCUCAAUGUCAAGGGAAGGGUCUUCAUUGAAAGUUGUAGAAAAGUAGAGUGGUUGUCUAGUCUAAUGCUCUCAUUUUGAAGAUGGUAAAAUUAAGAAUUAAGGGGUUACCAAAACUAGGCAGAUACUAUCUAGAAGAAGCAUAUUGGAUCCUGGUUUUUCUGAUUUCAAGCCCUGCACUCUAUCCUCUAAACCAGCAAGGUCAAAUUUAUAGUAAAAUUAGUCCUGUGGGUCACAUCUUGACUUAAAAAACUACAGAUGAACAUUAGCUCUGUUGUAUCGUAUUUUUAUUGAUUUUUAAAAAUCUUCCCUGCUACAUCUUAACCUAGUUCUGGCCACAUUCAUGAGUUGAGCACCUCUGCUCCUAGACACUCUGCUUGUAUCUACCACCCCUCCUGGUUCUACUGAAAUAUUCCGUGAGAUAAGUUAAUAGGGAGAUUAACUGCCAUCCGAAAUAAAUAUGCUGUACCACAGAGAUAUUUUCUAAAUCAGUGGCUUCACAUCGACAGCCUUGAGCAUGAAGCUUGGUCUUGCCAAGUCUAUUUUAUAACUUUCUAUAACUGCCAACCCCCACUCUUCUUGACUCACUUUCCAUGUCUGAAAUCGGGACCCUCAUCUCGGAAGGAGGAACAACAGAAUCACACAUAUGAAGCGUUAAUCAGGGGCUGAUCUUCUUGAUGUUGUUGUCAGCAGACCGUUUAUUCAAAUAGAAAUUGAUUGUUCUUUUUCACCAAAUCUACCCCAGUGUUAUUGUUAAGAUCUCAACUCUUGGGCACAUACUUUUCUCCUUUUUAUCUACCCUUAAGGUAGCUUCAUUUGCCCACCUCUGAAUCACAGAGCUGAUGCUUUGAUCAGCCUAAAUCUGAGCUUUCACUGGGGGUGAACUGGCAAUUCUUGGUUUAUUUUCAAGUGAUCUUCAUUAUUAUUAUUAAAGGACAUUGGCUUUGGAGCAAAGACGAACAAAAUGCAGCAGCACUGUAUUCUACUGAGGUACAAAUUCAGGCAACCCUAUGCCAGUGAUUGCUGGCCUGAAAUGCUCAAGACUGUGUUCAUAAUGUAGGGGACUUUGACCAAGUGGAAUCUGGAUAGAAUUAUAUAUUUAGAGCUGGAAAAGACCUUGGAAACCAUUCCCUAAUUUUCCCCUUAUUUUAUAAAUAAGGAAAUUGAAACCAAUAGAGAUUAAGGGACUUGUACAGUUACACAGCUAGUCAGUAUCUGAGGCAGGAUUUAAACACAGAUUUCACGACACCCAUCACUUCUUUAUACUCUCUCGGUGAGUGCUUGGAGAGGUUAUUCCAAAUUCUUGGAAGGGAGGAAUUUUUCAGUUUGGAAUCUGUACGUUCCAUAUUGUCGUUGAGGGCAAUAUUCUGGUUAAAUGAGGUUGUACCCAGUGUUGAAGAAACAAAACAGCUCAGGUGACUUUCAGUCUUUGCUGAGGACAGUGGAUACAAAAGGUCUCUUCUUUCAUUCUCAGAGAGAUGUCAAGGCCCAAGGAUUCUCCUUCUGGUAUCUAUUCUCCCAUACAGGACUGUGAGAUUUAAAAGGCAAAAGAGAUCAUGUUUGGUGUGUGCUGUAUCCACCUGAAUCUUGAGGAAGUCUUCUGGGAUCUUUUCUUGUUUGUACUGAGUUCCUAAAUGUACUUGGUUAUUGCUACAUCUUGCAUCUUUUCCCGGAAACAGCCACUCAAAAGAACCCAUCUGGUUUAAAUGAGGAUUUUUGUUCAGCUUUGGCUCUAAUCUCAUUGCUUAUUUUUCAUUAGAGUCCCUCAUUUAUGUAUCGGUACUUCCCGUUCCUCCUCGACCUACUGCGUUUCCUGUCCCCUUAUGGCCAAGUUUCUUCUUAUUCUAUUAAUAUGUUGGAAGCCAAGAUGAUGACAUUUAGAGAGAAAAUUCCAUUUUCAUGCAAGUGUUUUAGCCUUUACGGCGUGAAGAAGCCCCAUCUCACUGAAGUGAACGAGAUCUGCUUCAGCAUAGAAGCACUGAGGGAAUGGAUCCAACCCAGAGCUAUUCCUACAAAUUUGUGAAGUUCGGGCCUCCCACACACGGAGACAGCUACGCGGAGAACUGGCAUUGGCCAAGGAGCAAGGACAACAUUUCAACAUCCUUUAAAUCUGUAGGCAAAUAUCUCUUCAAAGGAGAUUGAGACUUGCUGAAAUCAGCAUGACCCUGUCCCUCUAUAACUGUUUGCUUCCACAGGGUAAACAGUCUAUAUUUUCUAAUUUAUACAGAAGUCUGAAUGAAAAGCAGGGAAUCAAAAACUAGGGACAUCCCUCUCUGAAGCUGGUCAUCUAUUAUGUGAGCCUGGUACUAAGUAGCCAUGCUCUCCAUGUGUGUUAAAAAAAAAAGUUCGAAGUGGGGGGAACAAGAUUAGCUUUUAAAGGAUGCAUUUCUGUACUGGGGUCCAACCUAGCAUUUCUCCAGCAGCGUUUCUUUUCAGACCAGAAAAAUGAACACAUACCCAAACAUAGAGAGCACAUGUGUGGAAAGUACAUACAUGCAUGCACAAUACACGUGUGUGUCCCCACGCGGUCACAGGGAUCCCCAGGUCUGCAUUUUUAUAUAUUCACAUCUAUCGAUCUCUACCGCUAUCUCUCCUCCUGGAAGGUAGGAAUCACAGCAAGAUCGAUGAUAGAUUGCCUUGGAGAUUCAUUGAGUUCCAUUCUAAAAAUCUUGAUGCAAGAAUGAAGCAAAUCACAAUGUAGUGUUUAACUAGUUCCCUGAGACAGGCUUUGGGGAAGAGCGUGUGGCGUCCAGAGACAGCCAGAAGAAGAAAGGCAAGAAAAGCCACUCCGUGAGGAAGGGAGGGGCUGCUAGUCACACAUCAGCCUCCCAGUUCGCAAUCUGCUCGGCAGAUGCUCUAUGGAUUGCUCCUUGGCUGAAGUGACACUGGAAAGCACGGCGUCAUUUCAUUCACACUGGAGUAAAGGAAUAAACGGGAGUUCCAUUAUUUAAAUUAGCCUGUCUUAAGUAGAGGGGAAGCACAGAUCGGCCAUGUUGUUGUUUUUUAGUUAUUGUGAUUUUACAAGAAAAAAUAGUGGCCGGUGUGGGAAAGAAGACCUGAUCCCAAAUUUCUUGUGAAUUAGUGAAUGUAGAUGGAAGAGAUGAAGGAAAUAACAAGUGGUCUCUGAAAUCGCUCUUUGGAUAGGGUAAAUACAUCCAGAGAAGACUGACUCUUCCCUUUCUUGAGACAAAGGCACUCAAAAGCCCUUCCCUGGUGGUGUUAAUUGGAUGUUAAUUAUGAGUUCAGCUUAAUUUUGAAAAGCAGCUCAAAUGCAAUCAGACUUUUUUCCCUGACAUCGUGUCCAUUUAACACUUAAUGUGGCAUGCCAAAUGCGAGCACAGAUCAUAGUCUCCAGAGCCGACUUGUUUAGAUGAUUGAGCAGAGAGGAUAAUGUAGAAUUUCAGGACCAUGAGGAAAUGGGCCGUUUUACACCAGGAGUUCUCAUAAGGGAAUAAAAUCUUAAAAUAAGAGAAAACAGGGGAAAGAACCACAGAGAAUUCUUGAAGCUUUGUCUCUUUAAAAUUGUUUCAGUGGAGAAAUCCCUCCAGACUUGGUGAAAAAUUGAAGACCCAGACAGAGCCUGGGGUGUCACUGUGUGGAAGGGGACCUAUAAGGAGGGAUUCACUCACUUGAGCCAGGUGAGGGAGUCCAUCAGGCUGCUUGGCUUGGAGUAUGUGGUGCAGGGAGACCUGCAUAGGUUUGAGAGGAUCUCUCUGAGGAGUCGAGGGUAGAGACACUAGAGACAAGAAAUGUGCUCUAUAAUGGACCCUUCCUGGAGGGAGCUUGUCUGGGGUGUCGCCUACCUCUGUCCUGGUGAGAUUAAAAAUCAACAGAAGGUCCAAAUGUGGAGCCACAGAGCCUGUAGUGGAGAAUGGAUUUCAGGGACAGAGAUUUCCUCCCAUUGGCCAGAGUCUCCCAGGGAGCCUAGGUCUAGAUAGGACUUGGGCUUUGUAACUAAGUGUAGUUGAUUAUGCCCAAUCUUCUGCGCUCCCUGGAGAGAGGAAGAACAUGCUAAAUGCCUGCCAUCUCCGGCCCUCGUCUCCUGCUGGCUGCCAUGUGCUAUUCCUGGGCAGCUCUGGGACUUUUCUGAAGGGGGGUAAUAGGCCCUUCACUGCCUUAGUGUUCGGUCUUUCAGAAGACAGCCCCUCCAAAGUGCCCAAAGUUAUUGGGGGGGUCGUCUGAUUAACCUGCCAAGCAACAGGCCUGUGGCUGUCUUGAUUGUGAGGCCCAGUGAGAUGCUGAGCUGGAUGGCAUAGAAAUGUCUGUAUAGUGCCGAGCUGUGAUGUGAUCUUUGGAGAUAUUUAUUGUCUUAUCUGUAUAUUGAGAAGGUGAAGGAAGGAAUAGGCAAUAUAUGAUUCCCGUCACAAACAUCUCAUUUGCUGUUAUUAUGCCCAUUUUACAGUUGAAAAAAACUGAGGCAAAUAGAGAUGAAAUAAGUUACUCAAAAUCACCUAGCUAGGAACAUGUCCGAGGCUGGAUUUGAUUUCAGAGCUUCCUGACGUCCACCUCUGCAACCUGAUGAGGGAUCCUAGAACCACCUCAGAUCUAGGAUCUAGGAUCCUAGAUGAAGCGCCAGAAGAGCAGAGGCAUCACCUGGUUCAAUCCAUUCCCUUUACAGAUAGAUGAAAAAUGAAAGCUUAAAUGACUUGGCCAAGAGCUUACAGAAAUGGUCAGACAGGAUCUGAGUCCAGAACUAGGUUCGGGCCACGGUACCCAUUGUUUUGUGGCCAGUGGAGCACAGAGCCAGGAAGCUCACAGUUUCCUUGGGUGAUUGAGUCCAAACCCCUUGCUUUUCAGAGGGAUCCAGGGGAGUGCAGCUGGGUAAGCGACCUGCAAGCUCACACAGAUCGUAAACAGCUGAGGGGAGUUUCGAACACAUGUUUUCUGGCUUCAGAUUCUUGUGUUCCACCUCAGGCCGUGCUUAUACUGGGGAGACUGCAGUCUCUUGGGGAAGCUUUUGAGGACCAUCUGUCCAUGUUAGGAAGCUUUUCCUGACCCUGAGCCCACCUGUGCUUCUCUGUAACUUCCCCACUCGGCUCCUCUUCCUUCCUCUGAAGGUAAGAGAGCAGGUUUGCUCAGCCCUCCUCAGUCACAGCCUUCCCCUGGGGGGCCCAUUAGGAGCUGUAGGCUCCCUUGUCCCUACACAUCUUCUCUUCUCUAACUUGCACAUCCUGGAUUCCUCCAGCUGAUCCUUUUAGCCAGAGAUCUGGAGGCUCUUUCCUGGAUGGUCUUGACUUCACACAUAACCUGGUAAUUUAAUCCCCUUGUGAGAGCAGAUGUAGCUGCUCAGCCUUGCAAAGUGCUUCAGACAUAGAAGGCCCUUGGAAUGUAUUUUUGGAAUUGCACUGAAUUCAGCCCCAGCACUGAUCUCCGUCCUCCAGAUGUGACCCAACAAGGGCCAAAUACUGGGAAGUGGGUGAAAUCCCAGACUUCACUAAUGGAUUUACAGGGACCUGAUUUAGGGCCUAGAGAGAGGAUGACCUCUAGUCUAAGCUUCUCAUUCAACAGAUGAGGAAACCGAGGCACAGAGAAAUUAAGCAACUUGUCUGACAUCAGACAAGACAAACCAUGAACAUCAGAGUGGGGAUUCACACCUACUUCCUCUGAUCCCAAAUCCCUCCCCUCCAUCCCCGUGAGGACCCACACAGCUGUCUGAAAAUGGCGUCUGGGGCUGAGAAGCAACACAAGUCUCACACGACCCGUUCAAAAUGUUCUUUUGCUUGUUUUAUGAAACCUUGGAGAAAGCCCCAGAACACUCGAGUUGAAGGUGACCUUGAGGCAAGGCAAGGAACCCACAUCCUGUCCUUUAAGCUGCUUUCUCCUUCUUGCCCUUUCAGGCUAACUGAUUUGUCUUUAGAGGAGAAAGUAACUCAUUCCCCUCCAAUACAUCUUUUUUUUGUUCACGCUUUGGAGAUUUCAGAAAACAGUCUUGAAUUUAUGAAGGUGAAAACAAAACCCUUGAUGAAUAAAUAGCCAAGUGCCAAAUUAAUGUGUUUGUCUGCCUUGCCCACAGUUCCCUGAAAGUUAACUCCGAGUGGAAAAAAGCAGGCCAUUCCCCAAUAACCCUUUUCCUUUCCUGAAAAGCAUAGAUUUCUUUUUGUUUGACUUGUUUAUAAAUGCAACCAGAGGAAAUACCCAUUUCUGGUUUUAGAAAAAGGGCUUGUGGGGCAAGACUCAUUCUAAGAGCUCCCAGACUUUGGUGAAGCUUCUCAUUCCCACUUCAGCCAGUGGUCAGGCCCAUCUCUGGAAGAGUCUGGAGCGAGAUGCUGCUCCUGCCGCUUCCGCCUGACCCACAGGAACUACAGGGAGAUCAUCCCCGCACUCACGUACCUCCCGCUGAAAGGCCAGCGGCGGCGAUCGAUUUACUUGACCUUUGCAAUAGAGUAGAUGGUGACAUGAGGGAAUGAGGAAUGGUGGAUGGAAGGCUGACCUCCUGAGACUCAGGAAGGCCUUGGGGGAAUUGUAGCUCCCACCACAGACCGGAGGGUCGGUCCUGGCCUAGUGAGAAGCUC